GUAAUCCCGGGAGAGUAUGGAUUCAUUGCACAGCUGAAUGAGGGCAGACACCUUAAGAAGAGGCCAACUGAGUUUCGUGUUGAUAAGGUCCUGCAGCCCUUUGAUGGGAACAAAUUCAACUUCACUAAAGUUGGACAGGAAGAGGUGCUUUUCCAGUUUGAAGCAAGUGAUGAAGACAAUGAAACCCAGUUCUUCCCAAAUGCACCCAUCGAUGUUGAGAAUUCUCCAAGUGUCGUGGCCAUCAAUGUUAGUCCUAUUGAGUAUGGUCAUGUACUUUUGAUCCCUUGGAUUCUUGAAUGCCUGCCUCAGAGGAUCGACAGGGUGAGUUUCUUGCUUGCUCUUUACAUGGCAGCAGAAGCUGGAAACCCGUACUUCAGAUUGGGUUACAACAGCUUGGGUGCAUUUGCUACAAUCAACCACCUUCAUUUCCAGGAGAUAAUGCACGAUCCUCAGGUGGCAGCCGAUGGAUUCACCUACGAAGGAGAUGCUCUGCGUGGAUGGUCGGCAAAUGGCCGAGAAACUUCCCCGAUGACCAAUUUGAGACUGGAUCACUUGCAUCUCACUCCCAACCAUGCACUGAGACUUGCUAUUCAAGAUUGGCUUUGCAAAGUUUAACAUACCAUUCGUAUACAUUCAGUCUAUGUCAUAAUGUAUAGUUGUAGAGUCUUCUUGUAUUUGGAGAAAAAAAAACCCUUUUACCAUUGUAUUUGGAUAACUAUUGAAAUAUUCUGUCUAAAGAGGACUGGGAGAAACAACAGGCUAAAGAGGUAGAGCAUUGCAUUGGCUUCUGUAUGCCAGUUGUAUCAAAAUCUUGUAUUGGUAUCACGAACUUUUUUUUAUGUAUUUUAUUUUAUUUGUAUGUUAA
Messenger RNA from Camellia sinensis, 865 nucleotides. NCBI's taxonomy places the organism in Eukaryota, Viridiplantae, Streptophyta, Magnoliopsida, Ericales, Theaceae. The record is from RefSeq and is a predicted model, not a curated record.